This is a messenger RNA of Bacillus rossius redtenbacheri, 915 nucleotides long. RefSeq names its product mite allergen Der f 3-like. Gene Ontology annotation, molecular function: serine-type endopeptidase activity. NCBI's taxonomy places the organism in Eukaryota, Metazoa, Arthropoda, Insecta, Phasmatodea, Bacillidae. The record is from RefSeq and is a predicted model, not a curated record. Gene Ontology annotation, biological process: proteolysis. Bases 1 to 900 code for a protein of 299 amino acids. The transcript is spliced from 7 exons.
AUGCGCACUCACGCGCUUGCUCACUUCAUGUGCACGGUUGCUUCUUGGGGGUGGACGACAGGCUACCUCCACUCCGGGGCCGUUGGAAGCUGGGGCGCAGAUAGCCACGCCCUGCCCUGGGAACGACAAGAACACUCGGCCUGCACGAGACUCACUCUGCAGUUGGCAGCCAUGAAGAAGCCGGCGGUGGCUUGCUUCGCGCGGGUCUUCGUCUGUGUUGCCGUGCUUCUGGCUACUGUCGACAGUGCAAGACUGCCCUAUGAGAAGAUUAUAGGCGGAGGAUUUGCUAGUGAUGGAGAAUUCCCUUACCAGCUGUCGAUGGAGACUCACAGCGACGACGAGUACAUGGGGUUCUGCGGCGCCUCGGCCAUAAGCGACGUGUGGGCGCUGAGCGCCGCCCACUGCGUGUUCGAGGGCUACCGGCAGCUGAUCCCCGCCGAGACCACGGUGCUGAGGGCCGGCUCGCUGAAGAGGGCCGCGGAGGGCAGUGUGCACCAGGUGGAGCUGAUAGUGCCGCACUACAAGUACGACAGCGAGCGGUACGACUGCGACAUCGCCGUGCUCAAGGUGAAGAACCCAUUUUCGGCCAACAAAUACGUAACGUACCCCCGCUUGCCGUAUCAAGGCCAGAAGGUGAAAGUUGGGACGAAGCUGACUGUGAUUGGUUGGGGACUCGUUAAUGAUAUGGAGCCCAGCGAGGACCUGAAGAAGACGGAGAUCGACGUGGUGGACGAGCGGGUGUGCGAGGACAUCCCGCACUUCCGCCAGGUCUUCCAGAUCACCAAGGACAUGAUCUGCGCCGUCGCCGAGGGCACCGACUCCGCCCCCGUGAGUAGCCUCUGCCCAACCACUCACUCGCACACACGUCUCGCCAGGUCUUCCCGAUCACCAAGGACAUGAUCUGCGCCGUCGCCG